Molecule: messenger RNA, 962 nt
Organism: Aspergillus campestris IBT 28561
Lineage: Eukaryota; Fungi; Ascomycota; Eurotiomycetes; Eurotiales; Aspergillaceae
Product: thioredoxin family protein
Exons: 2
Coding region: 402-725 (107 amino acids)
Molecular function (GO): protein-disulfide reductase activity
Source: RefSeq, a predicted model, not a curated record
UGCGCCGCUCCGGUGCCCAUUGGUAAGCCACUCCUCCCCCCUUGAACGCACCCAUCCAUCCACCAGCGGCGCGAACUCUCGGUGAACCACACGGCUGAGUCAGCCACCUGGACUGCCGGGACCGCCAAACGUCAUUCAAUCUGCAAAAAAUCCCCCUGUGCCCCUCCCGCCCAUUGCCCCUCAUUCGGAGCUAACCGUAGCCAUCAUUAUUCAGUACCACUUUUAAACCAUCGGCCGCUGCCUCUCUCCGUCUUUAUUCUUCUUCCCUCUCUUCAUCUACCGCCAGACCAUCUACACUUCGAAACUCUCUCCGCCGCUUUCCGGUUCAGUCGCGCGCAGCAACAGGCAGACAGGCUUUUUCGAGCACUUCCACAGUUUUAUUCUCCUCUACAUCCGCAGUCAUGGGUGGUCGUGUUGAGCUCAUCGGAACCAAGGGCGACUUCGAGUCCAAGGUCAAGCAGUCCCAGGGCGUCGUCAUCGUCGACGCCUACGCCGACUGGUGCGGUCCCUGCAAGGCCAUCGCGCCCAAGGUCGACUCCCUCAGCGAGCAGUACCCCGACGCCAAGUUCUACAAGAUCGACGUCGACGAGCUCACCGAUGUCGCUGCCGAGCUCGGCAUCCGCGCUAUGCCUACUUUCCUGAUCUUCAAGGAUGGCAAUCAGGUCGGUGAGGUUGUCGGUGCCAACCCGCCUGCGCUGGAGGCUGGCAUUAAGCAGCAUCUUUAGAUCUAUCUAAGUAGGGUUGGGGGUUGAUUUUGUGUUGUAUAUUGAGUGGGUGAAUACAUACUAUUCAGAUGUUCAGUUGUGUUGAGGUUGGGCUGGCUUUCAGUAUCAACACUGCCUGCAGCAUGCCCAUUGUAGUAGUUUUCUGAAUAGGCAUCCGUGCCUGAAGAACGACAUCGUAGGAUUAAACUGUGAUAGGUACUUUGAUAAUCAUAUCCAUUAGUUGCACUGAGGUCAGAC